UUGCUCCGCCGCAUCCGCACAAAGCGCAACACGCGGCCACAGGCCACAAGCCCCCGACGCCUCCACCUUCCCCGUGCCGCCGCGAGCGUCCUCACUCAGCCCCCCAGCACCGCCUCAGCACGGGCGCCGCCGCCGCCGCCGCCCGGUCCCGCCCUCCCGCCUCCGCCUCCGCCGCCCCCAUGGCCGCCAAGUGGGCCCAGAAGACCGUCGUCAUCCCCGCGCAGCGCCGCGGCUGCCACCUCAUCACCCCCAAGAUUCUGAGGGAGAUCGAGGGCGACCUGUCCGGGUUCAAGUGCGGGCUCGCUCAUUUCUUCCUGCAGCACACAAGCGCUUCCCUGACCAUCAAUGAGAACUAUGACUCUGAUGUGCAGGCUGACACUGAAACUUUUCUUAACAGAAUUGUCCCAGAGGGCCACAAUGCUCCUUGGAAGCACACUAUGGAAGGUCGUCCCCCUCAAGUUGUAGCUCGAGGAGGAUUCUCUGGCUUGUUUCCUGACUCGAGCCAGUUUGCCUACCAGUUUGCUUUGUCGACCAGCUUGCCUGACGUUGUUCUCUUCUGCGAUCUGCAAUUCUCAAAGGACAGCAUGGGCAUGUGCAAAACAGGGUUGACCCUUGACAACUCGACGACAGUCUCGGAGAUCUUCCCCAAGAUGGCAAAGACAUAUAAGGUGCACGGAGAAGAUGUCCAUGGCUGGUUCUCUCUUGAUUUCACCGCAGACCAGCUGAUUCAGAACGUCACGUUGAUCCAGAACAUCUUUUCUCGACCAAGCACAUUUGAUGGCUCCAUGGGAAUGUACACGCUUGAUGAUGUUGUUGAACUCCGCCCCCAACAAAUAUGGCUUAAUGUACAGUACAAUUCAUUCUUUGUGGAGCACAAAUUAAGUACCGAAGAUUACAUAUUAGGAUUACCAAAAGAGUUUAGCCUCUCUUACAUCUCCUCGACAGAGAUUGAUUUCCUAAAAAACCUGGGUGGGAAACUCAAGAAGAGCAAUACAAAGCUCAUCUUCCGGUGCCUCAACGAAGAUGUCAUUGAGUCCUCAACCAAGAAGACGUAUGGGGAGCUCCUGAAAGACCUGAAAACCGUUAAGGAAUUUGCAGCUGGGAUUCUUGUCCCCAAGACUUACAUCUGGCCACUGAACAAGGAUCAGUACCUGGAACCAUCCACAAGUUUGGUCAAAGACGCGCAUGCUCUGGGGCUGGAAGUCUACGCGUCUGGAUUUGCCAAUGAUAUCGUUACGAGUUACAACUACAGCUAUGAUCCCAGUGCAGAGUACUUGCAGUUCAUAGACAAUCAGGACUUCUCUGUCGACGGCGUGCUCACGGACUUCCCGCCCACCGCAUCUGGAGCAAUUGCUUGCUUGGCUCAUUCUAAGGACAACCCUCUACCACCUCCUGGAAGUAAGCUAUUGAUGUUCACUGUCACGCCGUCUUAUCAUCAUCCUUUGUACUUAUUCCCCUCUACCAAUGCAGAGGACACCAGGCCGCUGAUCAUCACCCACAAUGGGGCGAGCGGUGUCUAUGCCGGGUGCACAGAUCUCGCCUACAAGCAAGCGAUCAGAGAUGGCGCCGACAUCAUAGAUUGCAACGUUCAGAUGUCAAAAGACGGAGUGGUCUUCUGCAUGCACUCUGCCGAUCUCUCUUCCCAGACGACCGCGGCGACGGCUUUCGUGUCCAAAAGCUCCACUGUUCAUGAGAUUCAGAACAAGUCUGGCAUCUUCUCGUUCGAUCUGUCAUGGAGUGAGAUCCAAACCUUGAAGCCCGACCUGUUCUCUCCGUUUGCUCAGGCAGGCCUGAAAAGAAAUCCCAAAGCGAAGAAUGCCGGCAAGUUCUUGACUUUGGCCCAAUUCCUAGACAUGGCCAAGGCCAGCAACGUCUCCGGUAUACUGCUGGAAGUAGAGCAUGCCCCGUACCUCGCCAAGAGAGGGCUCGGCGUGGUGGACGCGGUGUCCAGCGCGCUGACCAAGGCCGGCUACGACAAGGAGACCAAGCAGCAGGUGUUCAUCCAGUCCGACGACUCGGCGGUGCUCUCAGGGUUCACCAAGUUCAAAUCGUUCAAGCGGGUGCUCAGCAUCGAGAUCGAGAUCAGCGGCGCCUCCAAGCCGUCGCUGGAUGACAUCAAGAAGGUCGCCGACGGGGUGAGGAUCCACCGGAGCUCCGUGGCGCAGAUCACCGGGUACUUCAUGACGUCCUUCACCGACACCGUCGGCAGCCUGCAGGCCGCCAACCUCACCGUGUUCAUCGGCGUGCUCAAGAACGAGUUCAUGAACCUUGGCUUCGACUUCUUCGCUGACCCGACGGUCGAGAUCGUCACCUACUCCUCGGCAGUGCUGGCUGAUGGGCUCGUCACCGACUACCCUGCCACUGCAGCUUCAUACUUCAGGAGUCCAUGCAGUGACAUGAGCCUGAACCUGAGCUACUCGAUCCUCCCAGCACAACCUGGCGCCCUGGUCCACAUCGCCGCCCCUGGGGCGCUGGCACCGGCGGCAGGGCCGGCGCCGGUGCUCGAGCCCAAGGACGUCGUGGACCCUCCGCUGCCGCCUGUCAAAGCUAUGUCCAGGGCAGAACCUUCUCCAGCUGGGGAAGAUGCAAAUGAGAUUAUUGAUGCAGUGGAAGUAGUAUCUACCACCCCAGGCGCUUCGUUCCUUGCUAAAGCGGCAGUUGCUAUCGGUAUUGCGGCCACCAUUACUGUGAUUUCACUCAUCAUGAAGCAGCCUUCAUCAUGCCCAUCUUUCAGUCUGCCACAAAUAGUUGAUGCUUCCGCGCAGUCUGAUGCAGCAGCAGCGACCAUUGGAUAUACAUUUUCUGCAUUUGGGAAGAAAGUCUUAAUUCCGGAGUACACACCAGGGUGGGUUUACUUUUGUUUGCUUAUGGCUGCUGGAUUUGGACUGUUUAUCAGUGAAGAAGCUUUAAAUGUUUGGGCUGGAAUUUCUUUAGCACGUACACUUUCAUUGGAUGGAACCUGGCAAUCUCUUGUUAAUUCGUUCUCGGCGAAUGCACCUUAUAUAGUUUCUACAGUGCUAUGGAUUUACUGGGGCGUUUGUAUCAGCGAUAUGAUCCCAUUCUUUCUGGGGAAGCUUUUUAGGAAAACUAAAGCAUCUGAAAACAUAAGCAGCAAGAUUGGAAUUGGCAAGGAGAAAGUACUGAGCGUAUCACGAGCAGUACAAAAGUAUGGGAACCUAAUUGGCUUCGUUGAGAGAUUUUCAAUCGGUCUACGGAACCCCACAGCAUUUCUAGCUGGCACAUUGGGUAUCCCAGCAGACUGCUACUUCGCAGGAGUUUGUUGCGGUUGCCUGUUUACUCUUCCUAUUCAGCUAGCAGUUGGGUUCGUCCUCCGAGAGCGGCCUGUCGUCGCACUAGCAAGCGUCGCAGCCGCCGUGGGCGUCUGCACGGCGUUCCCUUACGCCGCCGCCGCGUGCACGGCGCUGUUCCUCUACCUCCGCCGCCGGCGCGAGUCCAGCAGCUGAGAGUGCGGCGAUCCUUUCCGUGGCGGGUCGGCAACUGGACACCUUGCCUUUUUCUUUUCACCACCAACCCUUGUACAUCCUUGUACAACUUGAAACUUCUUUGGCUGAGUAGCUGGGCAUUCCGUUUGUGUUUAAAAGGCUUGUGCAUCUUUGUAAUCUCUUUCUGUCUCCGAUCAAUUGCGUUGAUCAUUGUAAACAUCCCACCCUUUCUUUCUGAUGAAGUAGGGAUUUUUGAUGAGCCCUUGUUUGAAUGUAAGAAUACGAAUUUUGUUGACCUUUACAUGAACUGAAACGAAAGUGUCUUGAACAAAGCUCUUAUAAA
Panicum virgatum (switchgrass) is the source of this 3786-nucleotide messenger RNA. RefSeq names its product glycerophosphodiester phosphodiesterase GDPDL7-like. Gene Ontology annotation, biological process: lipid metabolic process. Bases 180 to 3464 code for a protein of 1094 amino acids. Lineage: Eukaryota; Viridiplantae; Streptophyta; Magnoliopsida; Poales; Poaceae. The transcript has 21 exons. The record is from RefSeq and is a predicted model, not a curated record. Gene Ontology annotation, molecular function: glycerophosphodiester phosphodiesterase activity.